This is a messenger RNA of Rhipicephalus microplus (southern cattle tick), 2121 nucleotides long. RefSeq names its product lysozyme. Lineage: Eukaryota; Metazoa; Arthropoda; Arachnida; Ixodida; Ixodidae. Gene Ontology annotation, molecular function: lysozyme activity. The record is from RefSeq and is a predicted model, not a curated record.
ACAGAGGCGGCGUCAAUGAGUCAUUGUUUCAAUGUUGGCCGGCACCGUGGAUCGCACCGAGCCACUUUUGACGCCUCUCCCGCUGCGAAAGUCAACGGAAGAAGCUCACCUUGGGGGGAAGAAGUCUGGCCGGCCGGCCGGCUGGCUGGGCCCGUUGGACGCAUGCGCGUUCGCGACUGGUUUGUGGGUGAAGGCCGAGCGCUUCCGGCUGCCGCCGAUACACCCAAGCCGUGCGCGGCCCGCGGAGGAGUAACCAGAGCAACGGAAGACCGCGUACCGCGAACAUGUCUUCGAGAACCGCUGCCUGUCGCCUGCCUCGCGCUGUACGUCCUCGCAAUCGGUUCCGAUGCUCAAGUGAGUGACGAUGCGACACGCAAGUGCCUGAACUGCAUCUGCUACGCCAGCACCAAGUGCAACACGCAAAUCGGCUGCACGAACGGCGGCCCCAACUCGUACUUCUGCGGCCCCUACCAGAUAUCGUACGCCUACUGGGUCGACGCUGGAAAGCCCGGAAACUUUGACCACUUCGAGAAGUGCCUGAAGGACCAGGUCUGCGCCGAGACGGCGGUGGUGAACUACAUGAACAAGUGGGGCACCGACUGCGACGGAGACGGCCAGGUCACGUGCUACGACUACGCUCGCAUGCACAAGGCCGGCCGCUCGGGCUGCCAGGCGGCGUCGUGGGUGGACGCGACCGACUACUGGGCCCAGUUCCAGGAGUGCUUCGGCCCGUCGCCCUCACCGCAGGGUCUCGGACCCGGCGACGACUCCGGCAUAAGCGGCCUCGAUGCCCGCAGCAACAAACGCAACUAGGACCCGCGCUGUGACUCCUCGUCGUUCGUGACGUUGUCAGCAGCUUCAAUGGACAAUACUCGUGGCAGCUAGCUUAAGGACUCUCUGCGUUGUUUUCGAUUACUUGAUCGGAUGUAAAAACGCGUUGACUCCUGGGUUCUCCAACUCCGGCUACAGAAUCGGGCUCCUUAAAAUAUGAUAGGUUACCUUUUGGCUGUGUUAUACGUAGUGCAGAACAGGGUCACGCGUGUGCCGCUGAGAGGGCUGUCAAGGACCGCACAGAACCCGCGCGCCACGUAGGUGUUUCAGAUUCCUAUCUUUUUAUCGGCGCAAAAUUUCAGCCUGCGGUGCACGGUGUCAGUUUACACUUUUUGGCUAAUAAUACAUGUACAGGGUGUAAAUGCAUCAUGGAAACGUUAUUUGCGUCGGUGGCUUUAAUGGAAAAUGAUUGAGCUUUCGUAGAACUGUGCGCGAGAAACUGCACACAACGCUCUGUUCAGCACAAUAUUCUUUACAAUUUUUUUUCAGGGGGGCUGCAGAUGUCUUUGGUGAGCAACAUGGUCUUGGCGAUGAAGCCACAUGGCGUGGAUUGUCCAGAAGUUUAUCUUCUUUCUGCUUUACUUCGUUGAUUUAGCGGGAACUAGUUGUGAUAUAACUUCAUGGUGUCACAUGCUACGCGACGAGCCGUAGAAAGGUAUAUCUGUUGCCAACUGCACCGAGUAGAAAUAUUCAUAAUUUUACGUAUCACUUUUACGUACAAGACAGGUGACAAAUUUCGGUACCGACCUACAAGCUAGUUCAGCUCGAUGCCUUGACGACUGCAUGACAAGUUACGCACGGGUCCACCGUAACAUACGCCUAAUCUCGCGUCAAUAAUGUACAAAGUAACGUUGCCAUCAGGGUUGGACCGGACAGUGUCACGGAAACUUUUGGAAAUCGCAGCGGAAUGCCUGUUUUUGCUGGAUUCUCGACUUAUCAAUCACAGGGUUGUUUGUGAAACUACAGGUUGUGGAAGAUGUCCACGACUACGACGUGAGGAGGAUCUUCCUCGCCAAUUUCCGAGAGUUUGUUUUCGACCUUUUUCCUGCUGCGUCGCGUGACUCACUUGAGUUGCGCUCGUCGUGGUAAGCUCGCAGUCCUGCAGGGUUGGAGAGAUAAGUGCGGUGGCACGAAACUGGGACGCUAAACGUCUAGCAGAGAAACGGAAUGCACCUGCGUCAGCUGGAAGUGAAGUCGUUAUCGAGUGUUUGCGUGCCUGCGCUGCCCCAAAAGCGAAUCGUCAUGUAUUUUUUUUCUAAAAAGAAAGUAAACACGUCGCUUGGUUUUUUA